UUUUCUUAAUCCAGAGUUAAGCCUCCUGCACUCUCUGACUAGGUUCUUAGAGCUACUUCUUUGCUGCAUACUCUACUCAACCAAAGGACUCUGUGAGGUUGGUGCCCACUUGUGAGCCUCUGAGAUUGGUGUUGACAGAAGGGGUAAAUGUGCAGUAACACUGAGCAGAAGCAAGACGCAUUCUUUAAAUAAUUAUUCACCGUCCAGGACAAAGCACUUUGGGGAUAGACUGAACCGGGCUGGUGUGGAAGCAGCCCUGCUGACAUCACUCAUCAGAGCACCAAAAUGCUAGUCCUACAGGGUUAGUACAACCUACCUACGAAACGACACAUAAACGAUAGCUAGCUACUCACAGAAAACUUUUGAGACAAGCCCUUCAGUCUUUUUAUUAGACUCCCAUCAGUGACAUUUUCAUUUGAAAACAAUGGGUCACUAGCUAGCAAAAAAAAGCGACGUUAAAAGUUUAUUCUAGGGAAGUGUAGUGUACCAAGUUGUGAAUUUGAUCAUGAACUUGGGCUCUACACCGGUACCAUUUUGAAAGGUAUAUUUGUGUCAAGUGGAUCUUGCUAGCCUGAAGGAGACCUUACACCAAAUAGAAAUAUGAAGUAUUUAAGGAAAAAUUAAGUAGUCAUUAUUAGUGAAGCCCGGAUGACCUGCCAUGAUGCUGUCAACAGUAUUUUAAUGUGCUAUAUUAUUUCAUGAGGCUAUUUGGCUAGAUAGCUGCAGUACAUUACAUUGAAGCAUUUAUAUGCUCUUCCUAAAGUGACUUGCGUAAGUGCGAUCAAAAAGGUUUAGGCAACACAGAGCUGGUGCCAAGUCGUUAGGGUCACUGCCGAUAACUGUUAAUGCAUAACUUAACAGCAACGUAAACAUACAACAUAAAUGUAGUUCCUCGAGCAGCAAAUUAGUUCUUGAGGAUAUAGUUUCAGAUGUACAUAGGUGGAGCUAGUAAGCCAUAAAAGCGGUCAUAGUUCAACAUUACUUGAGCUGUGAUGCAAUUUCAAUAUGUGUUUUUUCAGUCUGUAUCUUACAAUAGACUCUACUGUAGUGGGGAGCUCUUUCCACCAUUAGGAGCCAGAGUAAAGAAAAACUGUGAUCAUCACGAUGGUCUAAGAAAAGUGGUAGUAAAGGCUCACGCUCACCAUACUUGUAACAGCCAUAGCGAGGAGCCACGCAUAGCCUGCUAAAUCUGUCUGUGAAACCUACUCUAAGUAACGCCAGUAGAUGAGAUUGUUUGUAUGAGAAGCAAAGAGGUGAUACAGUGAUAAGGCACGGUGGUCUAGGGCUCUUGUACACUACAAGCCAGCACAAUGUGAGCCGUUAGCAUUAUUUCUUAGAUUAGUCUGACAAUGAGCUACCAGGUAGGUCAUCUGGAGGAGGUAGAUUAAUUUGUCCGAACAGCGGCUCUUGAAAACAGCCUAAAUGCAGCCAUACAAGAAAUUGUAAUGAGAGAAAUUAGAGGUAAGAUAUACAGCACAAGGUGCUGGAGUCCUGGAGCAAGCAUAAAACCAUUCAAUAAAGACAUUUUAAAUGGCUGUCUUGAAUCUUGUAAGUAGGCCAUAUUUUGUGAUAAAACAGCCUUUAUAUAGCCUUGAAUACUCAGUAUCAAUAAUGAAAUAGCUCCUGCUUUUGCCUGAUUGUUACUUGGAGGAGCAGCAGUGUUCAGUUUCAGCUGGAGGCCAUACAGAGAGGCCAGCAAGGAGAGAGCUGCUGUAGUGUAUCAGGGCAGCAGAAGGAGCUGGACAAUCAGCUGGGCAGCAUGUAAUGAGGAAAGGGUGGGUUUGUGGGUAUUGUAGGGGGAAAAAACCGGCAGCCUUGAGCUAUUGUUGUAAUAGUCCCAGUAAAAGACAUUCAUAUUACCCUUCAAUGCAGUCUGCACGUGAUCUUUAAUUCCGCUAAUACAAAUGACUAUGGUCCGCAUUGUGUCGUUGAUAUUAAAGUAUAUAUACGUAGAAUAACGGCAAAGAUGUAUGUGACGCAUACAAGAUGUGAAUGGAACUCAAUGAAUGUGAUACACAUCCCCACGUAGGGUUAAUUGUACUUCAGCCAACCCACCAACAUGGCUUUGGAAGUAAAGAAAUAAAUAUGCCAACGUCUAAAUGGAACUACAAGAACCCCCAACCACCCCCCCCCCCCCCCCAAUUGAAUAACUUGAAUAACUGGAUGAAUCAACCGAUUCAUAUUUCAAAUGCUUCUCUUUUACUGUGAUCUCUCUGCCAUAGCUUAUUACAAUUACAAAUGACUGAGCUGCUCAAGGUUGCUGUAUACUAAAUAUAUAAACAAGGUUUAUUUAGUUUACUUGUAUUCAUGAAAGUGUAACUCUUAAUUUAGUGACGUUUUUGGCAAUCGCUACAAUAAGAGUUUAAAGAUAGGCUACUGUAAGAAAAAUGGGAAAAUAAAAUCGCAUAUCUCUUGUCUCUAGACUUCUGAUAAAUGAUAGAAAGCCCCUCUUGUGACAUGACUUCUAAGCAGUUGCCUGUUUUUUCCAGGAAAAAAAUGCGCACACAGGAAAAAAAGUUACGCGCUAAUGAUGCACCCUGAAUGGACUGUGGAAAACAUUUUCUCCGACAGGUGCAAACCAUUUUCCAUGCGGAAAAUCCAACUAACCUAAUGAUAUGUGAUGGAACAGCAGCUGCAGCACAGGCCGAGGUGCCGUUUAACAUUUGAGAGGUAUUCCCACUUUCAAAAAACCGGCCAUUCACUUGGGACGAAUGGGAGGGCUGAAAAGGGGCUCCGGCGAAGACAAAGACAGCGGAGACGGCAAGAAGAGACGGGUUAGUUUGAGAGCUGGGUGGAACAUAUGGUUCGGUCUUCAAACAGUGCUAUGAGCUCAGUCUCUUUGUCUUUCUCUAAUUUAAUCACGGUUCUGGUGAGGCCGUUUGCUGGAGAAAUGGCGAUGAGUUCCCCUUAAACACAUGGCUCAGUUAUUAGUAUCUUGUCAAAACGGCCUGCUUUAUCCGAACAUCGUGCAUCUUUCUGGCAGCACGAGACAGACUUGCCUGUGGGUUUACACGCUGCAUUUCUAUGAGCGCUGUAGACGGCAGGCUGGCCUUUCCCGCGCCCUGCAGACCGCGCUAACGCACAGUACCACAGAUCAGCUGUAAUGGCUCUGCGGCCCCAGUCACCCACCAGAUGGCUGACAAUCCCUGCAGACACUGUACACCAAACGGCAAAUCUCCAGCAGUAGUGUGAUGGAAUCCCAUCAGGCGCGUGCCUAAAUCGGCCGUCAGUCGUUUAUUUCCACCAUUGCGUUGUGUUGUGUCUUGGAGUUUUUGUUCUUUAUUUCUUGGUGAGUGACCCUAUUUCUCAAUUGUAUCAUUGGGAAUCAAUUUUCUGCAUGGCAAGUCCUGACAUUAUAACGCAAAGGGUAAAUACUGCUACCGGCAAGACAGCGAUCAGACAGACGUGCGUGUCUCCGUGGGGGGCGGUUAGGAAGACCACAGAGAAUUCGGUCUUGGUUAUUGAAUAUUUGCAUUUUUUUCACAGAUUCCCUUGACUGCUUGUCCCGCGUCUGCGCGCUCGCGAUGACCCCACGGGUGUGCAAACGCUGCAUACAGGUAUAGGCGAUGCUUGCUACUUGCGGCAAGCGCAAGCACUGCUGCGCUCAGCAUGCUUUUGCGGACGGUAUCGCUCUUGGAAACCGUCCUCGACCUUGCUCUUCAAGACUCACUUCCCUUACAAAAGGACUACUCCACGUGCUGUUGAAAAAGAAUCGUUUUGCGACAUGCUUGGUCACACAGAGCCAGGAUUUAUGAUUUACACGUCAACAUUCGUCUUUAAAACGUAUCCGUACCGAAUUGCCAAGAGUACAUAAAUGCCACUCAUUUGAUACGUGGAGAAAUACAGUGAAAGAGUGCACCCCAUUUCAAAUAUAUAAUAUAAAGUUAAAAACUUAAGUUGAAAAAUUGUCAUAACGCUAUAAUUACCAGUACAAUUGCCAUUUUACCAGGCAAAUGCCACUUACGAUUGGCUUAUGCAGGUGCGCCCAACCCUUACAGAACUCUUAAUGCGCGCGCGUACACUUGAGGAGCAUACAAAAGUUCCCUGUUCCGUGGCGCAGUGCUCACCUAUAGUACCCCUUGUCGCCGUCAUUUAAUACGCAUAAAGCGCCAUCUUGUGGUAUUAUUAAAUAGUUGCAUUCCUCGCUAGUAUUGCAAGCACAUGUAUAGUGUAUUUGCAUAAAAAUCUUAAUUUUAAAUAUGCGUUAUAAACAUUCUAAACUGCAGAAUUAGAUUUGGUCUGGAAUGUCAAACGUAAUGGCAUGUCUUAUUUCUUUGAAACAGUCUCAGCUGAGUUCUGUAAUAGUGUUAGCAAAAGUAUUUGGCUGCUCCCUACAUGUUCAAAAUAUUUUGUUGACCACUCAGUAGCAUUUACUUUUGUUUACAAGUCUAAUUGUUAGCUAACUACAUGUAUGAUUGAUAAAUUGGCCUUCUGCACCAUCCUGGUGAUGCUGCACUUUGGUAUUCCUUUGCUUUCCAUUCAGAAGAUCACUUUUCUAAAUGGAGAAGGAUCCCUUGUCCUUAUAGACUUCAGUAUACAAAUUAGGCUCACACAGACAUGAGUCAGAGGAAGACUCAACUGGUGGACUUGCAGGAAUCCGACUGGUCAGUGGAUGGACGUGCGAACUGAAACCAGCCUAUCCCUAGGUGCUAUCUAGGUGAUGGAUGCUAGAGUCCAGGGGACCUGUUCAGACCACACUCAGCACUGGAAGAGUCCAGGCUCCAUACCAUGGGGAUGAUGCAGGCACUGGAACCAUUUGAACAGUCUAGCUACAACAAGGAUGAUAAAUUCCUAUGGAUGAGUGUCUGCUAAGUUCUCUAGGCAUUCCCCAACGAGGGGCCACAGCACAGUCAGGUGGCUGUGGCGUCGCCUCUGUAGCCCCAGGCGGCAUCGUCCCCUACGCGAAGCAAGCAUCACAGGACUGAACACCCUAAUGGAAUUAUCUCCGGUAAUGCUGGGACUAUGACAUCCGAAAACGAAAGAAAUUCAGGGGCGAAGAAUAGGAGGUGACCAUGGAGGAUAGCCGCGGGAGGCUCCAUUUCUUAAAAACUUCACAGAAAAGAGCCAGCGCACGCAAUGUCUCCAAGGAGGGUAGCCUGCAGGUGCGCGUGAUCUUCCUGGACGAUUCUGAGCAUGUGUUCGAAGUCGAGCCAAGGAUUCUGGGAAAUGACUUUUAUAACAGAGUGUGUGGACACCUGAAGCUCCUGGAGAAGGAAUACUUUGGGUUGGAGUUCCGUCACCACAGCGGUGGCUACGUGUGGGUGGAGCUCCUGAAACCACUGGCAAAACAGGUUAUAAGCACCGGUGACAUCACUUUCCGCUUCAUCGUCAAGUUCUUCCCCCCGGAUCCAGGGCGGCUGCAGAAAGAUUUGACCAGAUACCUGUUUGCAUUGCAGAUCAAACAGGAUCUGUCCAAUGGGAGCCUCACCUGUAAUGACAACAGCACUGCUUUGCUGGUCUCCUAUAUAUUACAGUCAGAGUUGGGCGACUAUGACGAGCAGCUGGACAUGCAGCACCUGGACAGCAAGAAAUACAUCCCCAAUCAGGAAUACCUGGACAAAAAGAUCAUGCGCCUUCACAAGAGGCACAGGGGCCGGACCCCAGCGGAGUCAGACGCGCUGCUGCUGGAGGUGGCACGCAAGCUGGACAUGUACGGGAUCCGCCUGCAGGCAGCAAGCGACGGCGAGGGCAUGAGGAUAAACCUGGCGGUCACGCACAUGGGCCUGCUGGUCUUCCAGGGUAACAGAAAAAUCAACACUUUCAGCUGGGCCAAAAUCCGGAAGCUGAGUUUCAAGAGGAAACACUUUUUGAUAAAACUUCACGAGAAGAUUGUGCCCUCUCGCAGGGACACGGUGGAGUUCACCAUGGCCAGCAGGGACGUGUGUAAGGCCUUCUGGAAGAUGUGUGUGGAGAACCACGCCUUCUUCCGCCGGUCAGAGGAGCCCAGGUCCCGCCACAAGUCCCUGCUCUGCAGCAAAGGCUCCUGCUUCAGAUACAGGCAGGUCCCCCCAGCUGGGUCAGGCCAGCCCGUACCGCAGGAUGGGGUGGUGGGGGGCAGAGGAAGCUGCUCAGCUAUAAUAAUAAAAGGGGAUUAUUAUUUCAGUGGCAGAACACAGAAACAGCUGCUGGACUGUGUGAGAGGGGCUGAGAAGAAGAACCUGCCCUUUGAAAGGAAGUACUGCAGGUCAUAUUAUGACACACGGCAGUGCAGGUCAUCUCCCGAUCUCCUCACUGACGUCUCCAAACAGGUGUACGAGCAGUCUCAGGUGUUCCCACACUCAGCCUUUGCUCAGGCCUGCAGCGACAAGGGGAGGGGCUUGGUGGCUCUUGGGGGAAAGCGCAGCCAAUCUGCUGUGGAGGUGGCCUUUACCAUGGAGCCUCAUGCCCAAGGCCCGCCCCCGGCCCCACCCAGCGCCUUUGCUCAGUCGCGGUCCUCCUCCUUCUCCAGCGCAGAGGCGGGGCCGGGGGCGGGGCCGGGGCUGAACCUGCCCUGGAUUGACAGCAGCCAGCUGGUGCUCCUGUACCCCAGCCCCGGUUUGGAGCUGCACCCCGCCCUCCGCUCUGCUGUGGCAGCCAUCCCGAUCUCCGCCCUCCCGCCCUCCGCCCAGGCAUACCUGACCCGCGGCGCCGCCGCUGCCGCCGCCGCCUCUCUGGGCCACGCCCCCCACCCCACCCACCGGCACGCCUUCCUCGAUGAUGUCAUCCGCUCAUCCAGCUUCUCCCACCCCUCGUCCCUGUCGCCCCAGCGACGGCGGGGGCGGGGCUGCGAGGCGGGCGUGAUGGGGGGCGGGCAUUGGCCCGGGGCCUCCGGCAGGGAGGAGGCCGGCCAUUUCAGCGACGACUCCAGCUACCAGGCGGGGCUGCCCAAGCGCUCCUGGAGUCAGACCGACAUCAAGCUGCUCCGCCCAUCCCCCGCCCACGCCGCGGAGUUCCGCCCGCUGGGCCACUACCCCCACCUGUCCAGGCGCCAUGCCCCCGUUCGCCCCUCCUACCUCCCCCUAAACUCCGCCCCCGUGCCCGAGCGGCCCGCCUCCCUCUGCGUCCUGGGCGCCGGGAGCGCCGCGGACUUCAGCUUCAGCGACUCGGACUCGGAGGUCAUCUACCCCUACUACUGCCCCUCCGGGGGCACAGCGGGGCACGGAGCGUCCCUGGCCCGCAUGCGCAUCUCCUCCGGCAGCCUGCAGCUGGGCGAGGUGGAGGAGGAGGAGGACUGCACGGCCAUCAGCCCCUCUUCCUCUGCUCUCAAGUCCUGAGUCAGCCAUAGAGCUGGCACAGUCAAUGCAUCCACCUGCUGGGGGUACCCAAGCCAAUCACAACGCAGGACAGCUCUCUUUCAUCUCACGCAUGAACCAACGAUUUAAACUGCUGACAAAAAUGGGAGUAUUUGUGUGCAACUGGAAUGACGAGAGUUAUGCUUCAUUUAUUUCUGCAUUUUUAGCUUGGAAAUUUGAUGAUGCAUUUCAUCAAUAAAUUAUGUCUGUAUGAACAGAGAUCUGGAGUUCUAGAAGACUGAACUCUUCCCAGGGUGUUUCUGUGAGUUCCUGCAGUUUGAAAUAGAUUAUUUAACCAAUUAAUUCACACACACAUUAGCACACAAGAAAUAACCACAUAACCAAUCCCAUUCCAUAAACUCACAAUUUAAAUAUUUAUUCUUAAAACCCAAACCAAAAUUAGUUCAAAAACAGAUUUACAAGACUAGUGAUUCUACAGGACAUUAUAAACCUCUCUCUGCAGUACAACCAAAUACAAUUUUCUUUAGAAAACCCAGAUUAAGAAUAUUUACAAAAUCUUUUGUCUGCUUGUUGUACAGAAAAUAUAAAAAUAUAUCCAAACAUUAUUGCUUUCAAAAAUUCCAAACAAUCUGGCAACAGUUAUUACUCCUAUUUUUUUAAAGCAAUUUCCGAGACAAUGAGCAUUACAAUAAAAUAGAGAAGUUCAAUACAAUUCUUUAGUUUUAGGCACAGUUGGAUGUCCUGUUGGCAUACUUCCCCCACCUUGCUACUUGGUACAGUGUCACUGCCAAACCUGCAAUGGCACCUUGUUCAGAGCUGGUUUAGAGGUCAGCGGAGAGCUUGGCAGCUUGAUUUCUCACACUUUUCAUGAGACCAAACAAAACCCACACAAAUAAAAACG
This is a messenger RNA of Anguilla rostrata (American eel), 8133 nucleotides long. RefSeq names its product FERM domain-containing protein 7-like. The coding region runs from base 5013 to 7253 and encodes 746 amino acids. The transcript has 13 exons. The record is from RefSeq and is a predicted model, not a curated record. Gene Ontology annotation, cellular component: cytoskeleton. Lineage: Eukaryota; Metazoa; Chordata; Actinopteri; Anguilliformes; Anguillidae. Gene Ontology annotation, molecular function: guanyl-nucleotide exchange factor activity; cytoskeletal protein binding.